CAGUAAAUUGGAGUGUCGAAUUUCCUCCGCCACAAACCAGCAACUGUUUUCCCCGGAAGUGCCUCGCGUACAAAAUGACCCCCUUGGUAGGAUAAUGUCAGAAUAAUUUUGGUCAACAACGACACUCGCUCGAGCGCAUAAUGCAUGAUAAUGGUGGUAUCAUUUGAUAAUAACACACCGAUUAGCUCUCGGAAGGAUAAUGACGCCGUUAUUUACACAAUCAAGUCACUCCAACGCUGGCAUUAAACCCACAACGGACUGAGGCAAACACCACAGCGGAAGUUAUAUUACGUACAGAAAAGAAGAUGACGUGCAUCAUUAAAAUUGUGUUUCCUUGCCUUCUGCUGAUGGCGCUGUGUUCCUCACUUCCUGUCAAACGAGACGAAUCGGCAAAGAACAUGUUGAAACAGAGGCGCAACGGAGUGGAAACCACCAGGGACCAUUCCAUCCAGCUGAUAGUCACGGGCAUCAAACCCAUGGACAACGAUUCUGACAACCAUAUAGACAGGCACGAGUUGGAAAAUAUCUUCCGCUAUGUGAACAUAAAUUUGGAUGAGGAUUCGGCGCAGUACCUCGCAGAAGAGGUAUUUAGCAGCAAGGAGUUUGAGCACAACGACGGAGAUCUCCCAAUCCACGAUUUGGCGACAUUCUUCAAUGAUAUUAACGACAUGGGCAUCUUCUAAUGAACGGAGUCACGGGACCUGGCAGUGAUGAACGCUUUUUGAGAUCUUUUGAGUAAAAGGAUGUCUAGGGAUGUGAGCAGCGACAUAUUCUGUAGAGUGACGUAUUCUGUAAGCAGAGAGGUCGUAUUAUGUAGGCUUUUCAACGCUGGUUCGUUAUUUGAAGCUUUCAUCGACAUAUUUACGCUAUAAUGCAACUCCUAAUAACACCUGUGCAGCCUAUACAAACUUGUUUUCUAAGAACAAACAGCUUGUCAUUUACAGUAUAGCACCAAUGCUAAUGGAUAAUGUCUAUUCUGAUUAAGCUGCCAUUGUUUUUCUCUGCAUCAGUCUUUGUCAUUGUUGUUUGUUUACAGUUCAUUGAUUCAAUAUGAGAUGACAAUCCCAAUUUUAAAAAUAAAUCUAUAAUUUCUUCCUAAACAGUUGAGCAAAAAAUAUGCAGCCCUUGUUGUUCCUUUUAUGUAUACAAAUAUUCUCUAUUCUAAUAAUAGAAUAUUGCAAAAAUAAAUGC
This is a messenger RNA of Mizuhopecten yessoensis (Yesso scallop), 1191 nucleotides long. RefSeq lists its product as uncharacterized. The record is from RefSeq and is a predicted model, not a curated record. The transcript is spliced from 4 exons. Bases 306 to 683 code for a protein of 125 amino acids. NCBI's taxonomy places the organism in Eukaryota, Metazoa, Mollusca, Bivalvia, Pectinida, Pectinidae.